Tachysurus fulvidraco (yellow catfish) is the source of this 2238-nucleotide messenger RNA. RefSeq names its product CMRF35-like molecule 5. NCBI's taxonomy places the organism in Eukaryota, Metazoa, Chordata, Actinopteri, Siluriformes, Bagridae. The record is from RefSeq and is a predicted model, not a curated record. The transcript is spliced from 7 exons. Bases 170 to 1084 code for a protein of 304 amino acids.
UUUCUUCUUGCUUAUUACGAAAUGCUCUCUCAGACCUCCUCAACUGACUCCUACGACAUUCAACUCUCCUCAAAGACAAGACAGCAAUUUAGACAAGACCAAAAAUGUAUAGUUACAUAGAACACUGUGGUGAGGUUAGAAAGAAGUCUGGUGCUGUGAAGAAACCAAUAUGCAGACAUAUCUGAGGGCUCUGCCCUUUUUUCAAGUUUUGAUAUGUGUGACAAUGAAGAGCAAGGCUGAAAGUGUUUUUACUGGAACAGAGGGAGGCAGUGUGGAUAUCUCUUGUAAAUAUGCAGAAGGAUAUAAAUAUACUUCCAUGUACUUCUGUCAUGAUCCAUGCACAUAUUCUGAUGUCUUAAUUAAAUCCGAGAAGGCUGAUCAGGUCACCUCUAAGGGAAGAUACUCUGCAAUAAACUCUGUGUCUGGACGGAGCUUCUCUGUCACCAUCAGACACCUCGUAUUAAAGGACUCUGGAGUUUAUUACUGUGGAGUGGAUAAAUGGGGAUAUGACAAACUGACUAAAGUAAAGCUUACUGUCAGUGAAGUACAUGUAACAGUUCCUGUGUCUACACAUGCUCCAGUGUCCACUCAGAAUCAAAGGUCUGAAGUUACAACAAGUUACAACAGUUACGAACAAGUUACAACAGCUAGUGCAGGUGGGGAAGAUAAACACAUAUCCAGUAUGCUCCAGCUAGACUUCUUGCUAGCUUGUUCAACUUUAUAUGAACAAAUGUCAUCCACAACUCAAUUUCAACCUUCUGUAAACUCACAUGAACAGCUGCUUGCUGUUUGUGGAGGAGUGCUGGGCCUAAUACUGUGCUAUCUUCUUGUAACUUUUCUGCUUGUCUACAGGAAAGCACCCACAAGUGUCACAUCCUUGGAACCACCUGCUUCAGAAAUCCAACUUUCACAUCCACCACCUGAUCAGGAAGACAUUUUCCAUGUGUAUGAUGAGAUGUUGGCUGUGUAUAGUUUAGCUGGUCCAGCUAGAGGAGUUGAAUCUUCAGCCACCUACAGCACCAUUCAGCUCCCUGCUCCAGCAGAUAAUGAUUUCAAUCCAUACUCUCUUGUAGCUCCUUACUGAAACCAGUUACAGCAUAUUAUAUACAUGUGGUGCAUGAUAUACAAAGGAAUACCGUAAUACGCAUUUCAUGAAAGUAAGCUCAAGUUUUCUUUCUUUCUGCUUUUUUUGAUUACUGUUUUAUUUACACUCAUAUAUCCCUCAUAUAUUUAAAUAACUAACACGACUUGAUUUGAUUUAGAAUUUGUUAUAUGCUCAUUUAGAUAAAGCUAAACUUUCUUAAACAUCCUGUGACGCUUCCUGUGUGAUGCAUGGAAUAGAUUUUAUUCUGCAUGCAUCUAUUGCAUGCUGCAUUCAGUGUCAACCCACACGUCUUGUUUACUAAUGUCUAAGUAAAUGUUCUAAGUUUGCACCUAGACAUGGGGGCUGAACUGUGAAAUGCUCCACUCUGAAAUGAUAAAUUCAUUGUAAAAAAAAUGACUUCACUCUGGGUGACACUAGCUUUACCUUUCACUAAUAUCGAAAGGUAUAAUAAAUCUCAGUAUGUUACUUUAUCUGGUGUGGGUUUAACACAAAGCUAAUGAUAGUUUAAUAGAUACAUAAAUAUACAGUAUAUCAAUUAUAUAUCAGUUAUAUGUAACAUAUGGUUAUCUACUUAUAUGACAUUAUCAAAUGGUUUAAAGUUUAUUUAUAAACAGAAAAAAAGACAUGAGUGUGUAUGUGUGUGUGUGUGUGUGUGUGUGUGUGUGUGUGUGUGUGUGUGUGUGUGUAUAUAUGUAUGUAUGUAUGUGUGUGUGUGUGUGUGUGUGAGAGAGAGAAUUUACCAAAACAAAAUUCUGAAGGAAAAUUCAUGCAGAGCUUAAAAAACAAAACGACAACUAAUCUGCAAAACAGCGCUUCUUUUAACAACUCAGAAUUUUUGCUAACGUCAAUGAAGGAAGUAGCCGUGUAGAAAAGGUUGCUCAAUGAGUUCAAAUCCCAAGAGCACCAAGCUGCCUCCAACAUGAAAUGGCUAUCAAACCUGAGAACCUCGUAUUUUGCAUAAGAGCUCAGACUUGGGCACAAGUUGACGUAUACUAACCGAAAGCAAACCAGUUUUUUUUCUACGAGCAAGAAUAAUACAAAAGGCUGCGAGAUCUUUGUCCUGUAAGAUAUGUUCCUGAGCCCUGAGAAUAAAGACUGUAUCAUGUAGUAGGUGAAUAAAUAACUCAAACCUU